Messenger RNA from Diabrotica virgifera virgifera (western corn rootworm), 369 nucleotides. RefSeq lists its product as uncharacterized. The transcript is spliced from 2 exons. The record is from RefSeq and is a predicted model, not a curated record. Bases 39 to 368 code for a protein of 109 amino acids. NCBI's taxonomy places the organism in Eukaryota, Metazoa, Arthropoda, Insecta, Coleoptera, Chrysomelidae.
AAAAAAUUGAUGCCUUUGAGAUUUGGUGCUGGAGAAGAAUGCUGCGCAUACCUUGGACAGCUCAUAGGACAAACGUUUCCAUUCUAAACCAACUCAAGAUUAAAAAAAGGCUGUCCACAAUAUGUCUGCAACGAAUACUGCAAUUCUUUGGUCACGUGGUUCGCAGAGGUGACGACAGUUUGGAGAGAUUAAUUGUUUCUGGAAACGUUCCGGGGAGAAGAUCAAGAGGACGAUCACUAACUAGAUGGUCUGAACAAAUAAAGCAUUCAGCUGGAAACUCAUUUUGCGAAGCUCUUAGAGCAGCUGAAGAUAGAGACCAAUGGAGAAACAUUGUUAGGAAUAUUGGAAGAAAUCACGAUCCUCAGUAAU